ACGUCUCAAGCUUGUAGAAGCUGUGCACUUUUAAGAUUACAGAAUGUGCUGAAAGGGAACAGCUGCAUUAACUGAAUGGAACUUUGGAAAGCACCGAAUUUUAAACUGCUUUGAUAGCACCGAACAUCAGCUGAACAUUUAAUAGGUCAGGAUGGCUGUCCAGUUGGCUUCCUGCAUGGUGUCCCACAUCAAUGCCACAUCUUAAAGACGCAGAAGAGAAAAUACUGAAGUGUAUCACCAGCACAUACAGUAAACAAUAUGUCUACAUAUCCAAUGGGAAUAAAAUAUGGACGCUCACAUUCUCUCAGGACCUUUCACUUAAAACUCCACUUAUUCUCCUUCAUGGAUUUGGAGGAGGUGUUGGACUUUGGGCUCUUAAUUUUGAAGACCUUUGUGAAAAUAGAACCGUUUAUGCAAUUGACCUCUUGGGAUUUGGGCGCAGUAGUAGACCACAUUUUGACACUGAUGCAGAAGAAGCAGAAAAUCAAUUUGUAGAAUCUAUAGAAGAAUGGAGACAGGCAGUAGGGUUAGACAAAAUGAUUUUCCUUGGACACAACCUAGGGGGAUUCCUGGCUGCUGCGUACUCGCUGAAGUACCCAUCAAGGGUAAAACACCUUAUCCUAGUGGAGCCGUGGGGUUUUCCAGAGAGGCCGGACAAUGAACAAGAGAGACCAAUUCCAAUCUGGAUCAAAGCACUAGGAGCUAUGCUGAGUCCAUUCAAUCCAUUAGCUGGGCUCCGGUUAGCAGGACCCUUUGGUUUAAGCCUUGUACAGCGUUUAAGACCAGACUUCAAGCGAAAGUAUUCUUCUAUGUUUGAUGAUAACACUGUGGCUGAAUAUAUCUAUCACUGCAAUGUACAGUCACCCAGCGGUGAAACUGCUUUCAAGAACAUGACUAUACCUUAUGGAUGGGCAAAAAGGCCAAUGCUACAGCGGAUUUCUCUCAUGGAUCAAGAUAUUCCUAUCACUGUGAUUUAUGGAGCACGAUCUUGUAUAGAUGGCAAUUCUGGUAGCACCAUCCAGUCUCUACGACCAAAGUCAUAUGUGAAGACAAUAGCUAUCCUUGGAGCUGGUCAUUAUGUAUAUGCUGAUCAACCUGAAGACUUCAAUCAGAAAGUAAAAGAGAUCUGUGAUUCAGUGGACUGACUGGGAUUCUUCUGUUGAAGUUCUUGUCAUAGAAAAAGUAUCAUAGCAAUACUUUGUAGAAUAUUACGAAAACUAAGGAAUGCAGAGGUAGUGAGGCAGGCUCAAUUUUGCACUGUUUCUUCCAAGAAAUCACUUGCACAUUUAAACCACUUUGUGCCUUUUGAUUAGGGUAAAGAGUAUUUUAAACUAAAACCUUGUACAGUUUGAUUCAGGAAUUUGCUUUCUAUGUCUAGAGAGAAUAUUGGCCUGUCUAAUGUGAAAAUAUAAAUACCUUGUUUUUAAAUUGGAUUUUUAAAAAAUUAUGUUUGAACUUCACAACAUUUUGAAUACUAACAAAUUAAAUUUUGCACUCAACACCUAUGAUAAGUAUUUCUCUAUUCAGCCAUUAUAUAAGAAACAAUCUACUGGUAUAAAGAUGCAACUUGGUUACUUUACACACAUGUAUAAACAUUCAUAUUUCCAUUCAAAGUAAACAUUUGAAAUGAGUGUUAAAUUUUCAUUUGGAUCCUGAGACUUCACAUACAAUAUUUACGUAGCUUGUAUUUUGUGAUAACAACUUACAAAGUAGGCUUCUGAGGCAGGCCAGAGCCAAAAUAGCGAGCACUAUUUACCACUGGGAAUAAGGUAUAUUUGGUGUUUAAGGAAGAAAGGCUUUAUAGGAGGGAAAUAUUUCUUUUCUUGGGUUUUAGUACAUUCAUCUCAGAACCUUUUCUUCCAUGCGUCUGACAUCCUAGAAAGCCCAGUUAGUUACAGAGGAACAUUUCUGACAUGCGUGCUUCCAUAAAUAGAUUUAAUCUGUAGAAUUCAAUAAUUUGAAAUAUAGAAUUGACCUAUUAGCUAACAGAACCUGUUUUUAUGUUGGUAUAAUCAUUGCAAGAUCUGUUGCUGUCCUGAAUCUCUUGAUUUUUAGAUAGAUAAAUUAGCAAAUUUGAUCAAUAGCAGGAAAUUCCUCUGAAUAAUGAGCUUAUUCUCUUGUUUUCUUUAGAUAUUAAGCCUACUACUAUUUGUUUUGGCCAAUGCAUAUUUUGGAGUAUUGAAGCUAAUUGGGAAAUGCAUUAGACUAUUGUGUCUCAGUUAAUGCGUAGCAUCUUUUAUAAAAAGGGGUUUUACUGGACUAAAGAUUACCACUAGAACACGAUAUCUCCAUACUUUGGAAAUUCUUUAUAUAAAUACCUAGUUUUAAUUCAGUAUUUCACAAUCAGAGCUAGUAGUCUCUGGUUCUUUAUAAAAAUCUAGUUUGAUAUUAAUUUUUCAGGUGCUUAGUAAGAUGCAUUAAACAAAGUACUUUGUCACUUUAUGUCAAAUUAUGUGCUUUUAUUUAAAAAAAGAAAAAAGUUUACAUGAGAUUUUAUUGGUUUGUUUUUGAAUGUUAGGAUGACUACUGAAAGUAUCUCAAUACUUUUAUAUAAAAAAGGAUAUGACCUAAUAUUAGCACCUUCUAAAGGUUUAAAAAGAAAUCAUGGCUAUCCAUGUCGUUCACACUGUGUUCCAGUUGAAUAUAAUCUCUCCUCAAAGAAAUGCUGCUUCCGUGGUGCUAUGAAAACAUCAACCAGUCCUUGUGGCACUUAAUAAUAACUAACAAUCUAAAUAUUUUUUAUCAAAAUAGCAAAUUCAAUUGCAUUGUUAAUUAGAAAAUAUUGGAUUUUUAAAACAAAAAUCAGUCUUCUAAAACUUGAAGUUCAUUUGGAGAUUAAGAACAUCAGCUAUUUUAUAUGUAGAUUGUAAGUGAAAUGGCAGCAUAAUUGAUAGGUUAAUGAAUUUCUUGUUGAUUAAUAAAUAGUUUUUUUCCUGUUUCCUAUUAUUGUUGCUGUUCAAUUUGCAUUAAUUGGCUUGGUGGAAUAUUUGCAGUUACAUACAAAAAGUUGACAUUAAAAUACAGCUUUUUGUUCCAGCUAGUAAAAGGUAGAACAUGUUAAUAUUUUCAUUUAGCACUUUUAAUAUUAGGCGUUCUAUCUAAAUUGCCACAUCUAACAAUGUAAAAUAAGAAAAACCUUAUGUCAAACAUGGAAAAAAUCUUGUUCUUUCAGGUCAUUGUACUAAUAAAACUCACUCUUUUGUUUUGCACAAUAAAAAUAUUCAUUAAA
Molecule: messenger RNA, 3229 nt
Organism: Alligator sinensis (Chinese alligator)
Lineage: Eukaryota; Metazoa; Chordata; Crocodylia; Alligatoridae
Gene: ABHD5
Product: abhydrolase domain containing 5
Exons: 7
Coding region: 192-1145 (317 amino acids)
Biological process (GO): positive regulation of triglyceride catabolic process; negative regulation of triglyceride storage
Cellular component (GO): lipid droplet
Source: RefSeq, a predicted model, not a curated record